AUGUGGGACGGCAGCCGCAUCGUGCUCGACAAGGAGCAAGUAAAUGGAAUAAUGAUGGCAAUUGAGGACGCCCAAGAGAGGCUCAACGAAGCCCGCUGCCCGCCGAACCAGCAGGCGUUCCUCGACAUGCAAGCUGCUGCGGCCGAGGCGGACAAUACGGGCCUCAACCACGAGAUGUUCCUCAAGAACAUAUGGCAGGCGAUGAAGCUGGCGGAGGACAACUACCACGUCAUCUCGCUGGCGCGCAUCUACGCGCAGGCGGCCGGCGGCGAGGCGACAAAAGCUGAACGAGACGCCGCGGUCGACUCCAUCCUCAACGAGUACAGCGCGCUGGACUACUGGGACCGCAGCUGGACCCCCAACAGCAACAAGCGCUACAGCGAGGUCGUGACCAACCUGCUGAACUGCGGCUUCGACUACUUCAAGCACGUCGUCACGCCCGCGGCCGCGUACUUCGCCGAGGACCGCCGCGACGUGUACGUGAUGCUGCACCUCGUGUACGACCUCCCACUCCCAGAGCACACCGGCGUGCUCCGCCACCGGGAGCUCGUGGCCGUCAAGCUCUCGACGUUCGACGUGUCCGCGCUCGACGAGCCGCGCGUCGAGCGUCAGGCCCGGUGCUCCGAGGUGCUCGGCGGGGCCUUCCAGAACGUGCUGCUCGUCGUCGAGCGGGAGGGCCCGUCGCCGGAGCGCGCGGCCCACCUCACGCACCAGCUCACCGGGGGCACGCCCGACAGCGACAACGCGUUCGACGGCGGCUACGACGACGACGAGACGAUCGACAGCGACGACAUCGUGUGUUUAGGCGAGCGGCCCGCGGCGCAGCACGGCGUCCGCGACGACGACGACUGGGACGACUUCGGCCUCGGGCAGCUCUACGAGACGCCGUCGCUCAAGCCGAAGAAGGACACGCCGCGCCCGCGCCCGCGCGCGCACCCGGGCUCGGACCCCAUCUCGCGCGUGUCGCACAACGUCCGACGCCAGCGCCUCGACGCCGCGGCCAAGGCCGGGGGCGUCAAGGUCGAGGGCGUCAAGGUCGAGGGCGUCAAGGUCGAGCCGCCGCUCGAGCCCGGCGCGUCCGGGGCACCGCGCCGUGUGCUCCUCGCCGAGUUCCCCGACGAGGACCGCGAGGACGUGUUGCAGGCGCUGCGCGACACCGGCGGCAACGUCGAGAACUCGCGGGCGCUCAUCCUCGAGUGGCAGCGCCAAGAGCGCGUGCGCCAAGAGCGCGUGCGCGAAGAGCGCGUGACGCAGGUCGAGCGGUCGCGGCCGGCGCCCAGCGCGCCCCGCGGCAACGGCGGCGGCCUCGGCACGCUGCGGUCUCUCAAUUGGUGCCCGUCGAAGCAGAUGCUCGGCCGCGUCGUUAAGAUUUGCGCGGACGGCGGCGUGAUCGUCAGCCGCGACUACGCGGAGGAGCAGCUCAUCCUGAGCAAUUGGAUCGAACGCGACGCCAUCGAUAGCAUCCUCGCGCAGCAUCAUGCGGCGUCUGGUGAUGAUUUCGCGCAGGCGGUCGACGCGUUCGACGCGUCCCGGGCGUCGGGCGCCUGCGCCACCAAGGCCAAGGCCGAGAUGCUGUCCUGUUUAAUGCACUCGCAGGGCCAGGCGCCCUUCCUCUCCAUCGAGACGCGCAAGGUCAUGGACCGCCGCCUCAAGCAGGUCAAGCAGUAUCACAUCGACAACGCGGAGAAGCCGUACCAGAAGACGCUGGUGCAGCCCGACGACGCGCGCUUCGCCGGCUCCGCGCUGGCGCCGGCGGCGGCGAGCGCGAAGGCGCCGAAGAAGCCCGCGGCGGCGAAGAAGCCCGCCGCCGCGAAGCCCGCGGCGGCGAAGGCCGCGCCCAAAGCGAAGAAGCCCGCGGCCGCGCCGCGCGUCGCCCACGUCGCCCCCACGCGCGUCAGCGCGCGCGUCGUCGCAAAGCGGACGACGCGCCCCGCGGGGUCCACGCCCGAGAAGAAUUUGCGCGCGCGCGUCGAGCCGCCGCCGCCGCCGCCGCCGCCGGAGGACGACGAAGAACUCGUCGACGAGCUCCCCCGCAAGCGCCGCGGCCGGGCCAAGUGA
This is a messenger RNA of Aureococcus anophagefferens, 2058 nucleotides long. RefSeq lists its product as hypothetical. Lineage: Eukaryota; Pelagophyceae; Pelagomonadales; Pelagomonadaceae. The record is from RefSeq and is a predicted model, not a curated record. Bases 1 to 2058 code for a protein of 685 amino acids. The transcript is spliced from 3 exons.